AAUAUAUGUUUUCUCUUUUUAAAUAAAGACAUGGUUGAAGAUGUUUAAAGAGGCACAUGUAGAAAGUCAGACGUGUUCUGCGUAAGUAUAUUUUAUAUUGCAAGAUCUAGUUAAUAUAUUUUAAUAUUUCAUAUUCAGUUUCGUAUUUUAAUGAACCUUUAUCCUACUUGUUCGGAUAUGACAAAAGGUUUUUGAAUUUUUGUAUAUUGAAGCAGAGUUAUUGUUUUUGCUAGAGAAGUUAUUGUAAAAAUUUUCAUAAUAAAGUUGACAUUUAUAGGUAAAUGUAUAUGCAGGGAUACAUUUUUCUCUUAAACUUUUCCUUAGAGCUUUUUUAACACCAUUAUGUAGGAAAAUGCUUUUGAUGUCUUAUUGAGGAAAUGAAUUGUUUAUCUUUACACAGCGACAGUGGCUACGGAAGCGGCGGCUCCGUCACGAUCAGAAAGUUGCGGAUUGCAAUUAUAAUAAACACAUUAAGGAUUUAUCUAAUGAAUCAGAUUCAUUUAAUUUUUCCCGGAAUCUUUUCAUACUUGCACUUAUGCUCCGUCAAAAUAAUGUGAUUAUUGUUAAUUCAAACAAAAUAUUGUUAAUUUCAUACAAUACAUUACGAUAUAAAGCUUUAUAUACUUAAAAUAUCUAUAAAUUGAAUAUGCAUUAUAAUUAAUGUUUAUUUUAACAAUUUGCUUUUACUUUUUUAGGGAAUUCGAGACGUUUUGAUAACCAAAGAGAUAGUGGAUACAUGUAUUCUAGAGUAAGGGAAAUUAAUGAUGACAUUAAAGAUGACUGUAAGGAAUCAAAGCGAGCAUCUACAACGGAAUCAGAUGACCCUCAGUAUUCUUAUGCUGAACAUGUAUUUGCAGCGCCAGAAAGAGUGAAUGGUAAAGAUGGUGUCUUGCGAAGACAUGCGGCAAAUUCUCGUAAUGAGAACAGUCAACAUCGAAAUCAAGUGAUAGUUGGCGACGACAGAGUUGACAAAAGAAGUUCAAAGGUUGAAGACACAGCUGUCACUGAUGAAUGUAGAUAUAUACCAUGCGUGAAAGAAAGUCUCACUUCUCCGGUUCAAGAAACUAAAUCAGGUAACAGACGCUUUGAAACACAACUGGCAACCACAGUACACAGCAAACAUAAAACAAAUCCUGCUAAGACAAUUGUGCAAGAACAAUCUGUCCAGUUGACAAGUCCUUUUAGUUCUGAUGACUACAAAACCUUUGAACAAGGUCAAGAUGAGAAUACCCGUCCGAAAGUUAUUGAUGAUAUUGCAGCUUUUGACUAUACAAUGGCAGACAGCAAUUCAUCAGCAUUCAUGAGUGUUGCAGGUUGCUCAGACUCUUUUGUUUCGGUACGACAAAAUAAACUUGAUACAGAUUCACAUUCCAUAGGAACAUCAGAAGGCGAAAAAAAUUCUGGUCAUGUUCUAACAAAAGAGAACUCAUUCAAAUCAUCACAAGUUGGCAAAUCCCCUGAAAAUGAAGGACAGUUACAAAAACAAAUAUCUUCGCCACAUUUUCAUGAUUAUUACCCGCCAGGUCUUUUAUCUGAAUCUAGCAAAGAAGACCUAGUUUUGCCGUUACCUGCACAAGGAAUCAACGAUGAAGGUGCAGAAUCAUCGAAUUGUAUUUGUAGCAAACACGACGAGGAAAUUGCAUCAGAAACACCAGUGUUACCCAUGGGCAAUGGUGAUGUAAAUUCUCAUCAGGCGUCUACGUCUUAUUCAAAACAAACUAAAUUGACAGAUACUGCGGAAACAGAAAAUACUACACAAAGCUUGGAGUCAAACUUAGAUGACGAAAGUAAUUCAUAUGAAAAUAUGACGGUUAACGAAAACAAAGAACAAAAUAUAUUCUCUACUGAAGAACAAAGAAUAAAAAGAGACAGUAACAUCAGAACCAAAAGUUCUGACAGCGAUAGCAGUACGGAUAGUGUCACGUAUGAAACCCCAGACGAGGGUGCACAACAUGAGAAUGGGAUUGUAAGUCAGAUAAAAUUUGUGAGAGACAAUAUGAAACAUUUUCAUCAUGACCAUGCUUUGGGCUUUGUAUAUAUUUCUUACACAUACAAUAAUUUAGUUAUCUUACAUUUUCCUAAUAUUUAA
This is a messenger RNA of Ruditapes philippinarum (Manila clam), 2089 nucleotides long. RefSeq lists its product as uncharacterized. The record is from RefSeq and is a predicted model, not a curated record. Lineage: Eukaryota; Metazoa; Mollusca; Bivalvia; Venerida; Veneridae. The transcript is spliced from 7 exons. Bases 737 to 2089 code for a protein of 450 amino acids.